ACAUUAAAACACAACACAGUUUUGACGACGAGGAUAUAAGGUAAACGUGUGAAACCUCUCUCUCUAAUCAGUCGUGCGUUUUGAUCAACGUCGGAUCAAAUCGUUAUCAGUCGGUCAGUCAGUCGAUCUCGUGUCUGAGAUAAGUGCGGUGUAGUGUUGUGUUAGUGUGCAGAGGCAACUUAGGAUGCCCAACGGGGAAGAGCCAAAGCCGUCAACGUCAGGCUUAGGGCAUAUGAAAAUGGCAAUGCCAAUGUUUGGCCACAUGGAACCGUUCGUCGUUGGUGAAAAUUUCGACGAAUAUGAAAAUCGCCUGCAGCAGUUCUUCAUCGUGAACGACGUAGAAGAAAGUAAAAAAGUGCCAGUGCUGGUUACAAUGGCGGGUCCAUCAUUAUAUUCCAUGGCAUCACGAAUAUGUUCGCCAGAUGAUCCGUGUUCUAAAUCAUAUAAGGACCUGAUCAAGCUGUUGAAACAGCACUUAGCCCCAAAAGUUAACGUGGUGGCAGAGCGAUACAAGUAUCGCAAAUGCGAACAAGCGAUAGGUCAAACAAUAACGGAGUUUAUUAUCGAACUAAAAGCGUCCUCACAAUCUUGUGAUUUUGGAACGUUUUUGCAACAAGCGCUACGCGAUCAAUUCGUAGCAGGGGAGAUUGGCAGAAGCUGGGAAGCGGCGGAGCACGAGUGUAAGGAGAUGCAGGGAGCAUCAAAACUGGCAACGCUAAAACCACGCACAGCUUGGAAGCCGUCAGAGAAAAUGCCAGCUAAACAAAAUAGAAACGGGCCAACGCAUGCGGGAUCUAAGCCUUCAUCGGAACGCGACAAAAACUGUUUUCGAUGUGGUAGGGCUCACAACCCAGAAUCUUGUCCUGCCAAACAAUGGACGUGUUACGCAUGCGGAAAGGUUGGUCAUGUGUCAUCGUUGUGUCGGUCAAAAAACAAAAAAAAACUAGUGGCGGAGCUCGUGGACGCUACGGAGCAGAUGAACCUGAACCAGUUGAAAGAUGCUGACGAUACAUCGAAACCAACAACGUGCCAGAACGAGAAGUUCACCAGUACGAUUUGCAGUGCCAGCGGUGCGAGUUCAACGCGCACAGAUGUACCAGCGACAAUGGAGCUGCAAAUUGAAGGUGUGAUGGUGUGUUUCGAGGUGGACACCGGCGCGUGCGAAUCGGUGAUAUCGAGAGAGACGUACGAGGAGAAACUCUCUCACAUGCAGUUGCGGAAGACGACAAAGGUGUUUCAAACGGUGUCAGGGCAAACUAUUCGUCCGAUAGGAGAGCUUCUAGUACAAGUGAGGAACAGAUAUCAUCAUGCCAGAAUGGAGAAAACUGGUAAGUCUCAAUUUUUCGUCUAUUGA
Molecule: messenger RNA, 1354 nt
Organism: Anopheles arabiensis
Lineage: Eukaryota; Metazoa; Arthropoda; Insecta; Diptera; Culicidae
Exons: 2
Coding region: 185-1354 (389 amino acids)
Molecular function (GO): zinc ion binding; nucleic acid binding
Source: RefSeq, a predicted model, not a curated record